AUACGACCUGGGUGGGAAGGGUCAACAGCUGAUAGUAGAGUACUUCGAGAAGCAAUAACCAGAAGAAAUGGAUUAAAAGUCCCCCGUGGAAUGAAUCAAGAAGACCAACAAGGCCGUAGAAGGAAUAAACACACAUGGACUACUAUAGAAGAUCAGAAAUUGGUUGAUGCGUUGUUGGAUUUACAUAACACUGGAAAGUACAAUGCUGACCGUGGAUUCAAGCCUGGACACUACAAUGCUGUUGAAAGAUAACUUUCCGAGUCACUACCGAAUUCAGGGUUAAAGGCUGAUCCUCACAUUAGAUCAAGGAUGAAGACACUUAAGACACAAUUUAGCAUUGUAUUUGAUAUGCUUAAUUGUAGUGGCAUUGGAUGGGAUGCAACUAAGCAAUGUGUGAUUGCUGAAAAAGAAGUUUGGGAUGAAUAUUUACAGGCCCACAAAAAUGCAAUACCUUUCAGAGAGAAAUCUUUUCCACACUAUGAAACUCUGGCUAUUGUGUUCGGGAAGGAUAGGGCAACAGGAAACAGAGUGGAACAUCCUACUGAUGUUAUAGAGGAAUUGGAUAAAGAGGUUAGUCAAGAGACUAUCGAAGAAGAUUUUAUUGAUAUUGACUCACCUUCACAAGAUGCAACAACAGGGAACACAAGUGAUGUCUCCUUGAAGCGAAAAAGAAAGAGACGUUUGUCUGGAGAUAGCGAUUCGUUGGGAGAGAUCAUGAGGGAAACUAAUACAUAUAUUGGAAGUGAGCUUGUUAAAUCAAGCCAAUUGAUCAAGGAUGGUUUAGAUGAAGUGAGUUUGUACGAGAAGAGACAAAGGUUCACUGAACAAGUAAUGAAAAUGAAUUUAACUAUAGAUCAGUGCUUUACAGCAAUAGGGACGAUUAGUGCUAACCGUAAUUUGCUAGAUUUGUUCUUUAUAAUUGGUGAUAAUCUAAAGGAGACAUGGGUGAGGCGAUACAGCAGGGAGUAUUAG
Messenger RNA from Asparagus officinalis (garden asparagus), 972 nucleotides. RefSeq lists its product as uncharacterized. NCBI's taxonomy places the organism in Eukaryota, Viridiplantae, Streptophyta, Magnoliopsida, Asparagales, Asparagaceae. The coding region runs from base 310 to 972 and encodes 220 amino acids. The transcript has 3 exons. The record is from RefSeq and is a predicted model, not a curated record.